UUUCUUCUCUUUCUCCAUCCCUCCCUCCGCCAUGGACGUGAAGAGGCUGAAGGUGACCGAGCUUCGGGCCGAGCUUGGCCGCCGAGGCCUGGAUUCCAGAGGCCUAAAGGUAGAAUUGGCUCAGAGGCUGCAGGAAGCGUUGGAUGCUGAGAUGUUGGCGGCGGGACCCGAAGAGAGCGGAGGUGGAGGAGGAGGAGGAGGAGGAGGAGGGGGUGGAGGUGGAGGUGGGGGUGGAGGAAGCGCUGGAAGCUCCGGGCCGUGCGGAGGGGAUGCGGCUGGGACGGCGGCGGUGGGUGAGGAGGAGGAAGAGGAAGAAGAAGAGGAAGAGGAGGAAGAAGAGGAGGAUGAAGAAGCGCUGCUCGCCGAGGAAGAGCCGCAGGAAGCGGCUGCAGAAGCGGAGGCGGCUCCUGGAACGGCUGAAGAAGAGGAGGAGGAGGAAGAGGAGGAAGGAGGGGAGGAAGGAGCUGCCGAAGCCGGUAAAGCCGUGGUGGAAAAGGAAGAGGAAGCGGUGGGAGAACCGGAACAGCCGCAAACCGAAGGCCCCGAAGUGGGCGGGGGGGUGAACGGAGCUCAACCGGCGGCCGAACCCGAGGAGGGACCCAGCGGGGACGAAGCUGCGGCAGCCGCCGAUACCGACCAGAAGGAGGAGGAGGAGGAGGAGGAGGAGGCGGCGCCGGCGGCCGACGAAGCCUCCAAGGCCGCCGGCUCAGACGAGCGGCGCGGGGUGAAGCGGCAGCGCGACGAGAAGGACGAGCACGGCCGGGCCUACUAUGAGUUCCGUGAGGAGGCCUACAACAGCAGGUACGGCCCUUCUGGGGCACAAACAGCCCUUUUUGGGCAAAAACAGCCCUUCUGGGGGGAAAAACGGCCACUUUGGGGCAAAACCAGCCCUGCUGGGGGGAAAAACGGCCACUUUUGGGGCGGGAACAGCUGGUUUUGGGGUAGAAACAGCUCCAAAUCCAGCUCCUUUUUGGGGCAAAACCAGCCCUUUUUGGGCAAAACCAGCCCUUUUUGGGGGAAAAAACAGCUCCUUUUUGGGGCAGAAACAGCUCCUUUUUGGGGCAGAAACAGCUCCAAAAGCAGCUCCUUUUUGGGGCAAAUCCAGCUCCUUUUUGGGCACAAACAGCCCUUUCUGGGCAAAAACAGCCCUUCUGGGGGGAAAAACGGCCACUUUGGGGCAAAACCAGCCCUGCUGGGGGGAAAAACGGCCACUUUUGGGGCAGGAAGAGCUGGUUUUGGGGUAGAAACAGCUCCAAAAACGGCCCCUUUUUGGG
Phasianus colchicus (ring-necked pheasant) is the source of this 1274-nucleotide messenger RNA. The record is from RefSeq and is a predicted model, not a curated record. Lineage: Eukaryota; Metazoa; Chordata; Aves; Galliformes; Phasianidae.